AUGGAUCAUCGACAUGUCUUCUUUUCGAGCAGUGACUCUGAACCUGAAAACACACCAAGGUCAUCCUCUCCCUGCAGUAAUGUCAGCAAAAACUGGAAAUCAUCUCUUCAGUUCUGGUGUCUGGUGGUCCUCCUGUCCAUGGUGGGCUCGAGGGUCUCCUCUCUGAUGGUUCUGGAGUUUUGUCUCAGGGCUGUUUCUGCGAGGAUGUCAGGACAGGUGAGUUCCCCCUAAAAAAACAGACACAACACUCAUCUAAGCUGGUUUUAAAUCCACUCUGCCCAUUUUUUUUUACUGAUGAAGAUGCAACCUUUUCAUCCACCCUGAACCCAGGAUGCCAGUGGACAAGGCCCAGACAUGCUCCUGAUCCAGAGCCAGUUCUCUCUGGGCUGUGGCCUCUCCUGCACCGUGUACUUCCUCCAUCAGGGGGCACCACACAGCUCCCUCAGCUUGUUUCUGGCAGCUGCUCUGAGCUGGGCACUUGCGAGCUUCAGCCACAGCCUGUGGAUUCAUGUGGCCAGACUCUACCCACUACACAGCACCGAGCGCUACUGUGGGAAGUGCAUCAGCCUGCUGACCUCCGGGCAAUCCCUUCUAGGUUCACUGCAAAGAGUGGUCGUCGUGUUCUUUGCUCUGGCUGCUGUGGCCUCCACCGCUACGGUUUAUGACCACUUCCUGUCCCAGAAGGAUGCUCUGAAGUUUUGGACUCCACUCACACUCUGCUACACCAUGUUGGUGGUCUACAUUCAAGGUGGUUAUGAGAAUGAUGAUGAAAGUAGGGGUUGUGGAAAGUUUCUGCUGAAACUGAUUGAUUAGAAUAAAACUAGAUCAUUUACUUUUAUGUUAUUAUGAUGGAAUUAAAAUGGAAAUGCUAAUUAGUCGUGCCAUAGUGGACAACAACAUUCAUGUAGCUCCUUGUGUAGGAGACCAUUAAAUUAAAAUAGAUGGUUGAAGGUAGUUUUAGGUUGAAGUUAAAUUAAGGAAAGGAGUAAAAAAAUAAUGGUUAAAGGGAUAUUCCGGCGUAAAAUUAAUUUAGGGUCAAACACACCAUAACACUGAGUUAGACACUCCCUCGAGAGAUGAAUGUUGCUGACAGCUUGUUUCUCUAGUUAUACCAACUUUAGUAACGACCGCAGGAUAGGAAUACACAGCGGUCUAAGAGGCCAUAAACAAACCUCAAUCAAAAUGCCACAAAUAAUGCUCAGAACACCUAACUUCACCAACAGGACAUAUAGGGUCACAGACACAAACAUCUUUUUAACUUUGCCUGAUUUCUUUAGCAAAGAGACUAAACACAACUCACCUACUCUCUUCCAGCAGCCGCUUGUUUGUAGCGAGACCUCGGGCCAAUCAGAGGAAGAACAUUUAUGAUCAUUACUUUUUCAUUUCCUUGAAUUAGAGAAGCAAGUGGUCGGCAACAUUCAUCUCUUGAGAGAGUGUCUAACUCGGUGUUACCAUGUGUUUGAACCUAAAUUAAUUUACGCUGGAAUAUCCCUUUAAAUCAGUAAGAUGCACAAACCACUAUAAAAACUCAGUCAAAUACUUUUAUAUCACAAAUGAAUAAUGUACAUAACAAAACUUUAAGAUAUCAAACCAAAACUAUCUCCUCCAAGAAUCAUGAUUCUCUUAUGUCCGUUUAACUCGAACCUUUGUCUUUAUGUUGCACAGAGGAUCAGAAUCGGCACUCGGGUCCAGAGGCUCUGCUGCACACCGUCGUGCUUCGACUUGGAGCCUUGCUGGUCCUCAUGCUGACUGUGGGAGACUGGACCGACGUCCUCCACGUCCUUAUUACUUUCCUGGGUGAAGCCGUGUGCCUGCUGCCUUCUCAGGACCUGCUGCAAGCCGUGUUAAAGGUCUGUGUUUAUCAUGUCAUCAUCAUAUAUUUGAUUCAUACAUUUAUUUACUCAUGGUUUUAUCAUAUCAAAGUUCAGAAACAUACAAACAACAUUUGGUAAUUCUUUUUUAAUGUUUUAGGAAGAAGAGGACACACAAGUGAGAAGAUGUGAACAAAACUCCAGUCACAGAACAAGAGACAGCACCAGGAAAGCAUCAGAUGAGAGUUAAAAUCGCCUCUGAAACAUAAACUGAAAUUGCAAUUUAACCCAAAUUAUUCCACAAAUUGCACAUUUGUGUACUCUCAAUAACGACACAAGAGGAUUAUGGGUACUCGAUAUUAUAGCCUUUCAUGUUAAGAAGAGGGGAUGAUUUUGCAGCUGCAGUCUGGUCUGAUUUAACAGGAUGAUUAUGA
Molecule: messenger RNA, 2245 nt
Organism: Xyrichtys novacula (pearly razorfish)
Lineage: Eukaryota; Metazoa; Chordata; Actinopteri; Labriformes; Labridae
Source: the annotation of a GenBank genome assembly